GACUUGUCCAAGGUGUCGGACGAGGAGCUGCUCAAGUGGAGCAAGGAGGAGCUGAUCCGCAGCCUCCGCCGCGCCGAGGCCGAGAAGAUGAGCGCGAUGCUGGACCACAGCAACCUCAUCCGCGAGGUGAACCGCCGCCUCCAGCUCCACCUCGGCGAGAUCCGCGGCUUGAAGGGAGAGGGGGGGGAUAUCAACCAGAAACUGCAAGAAGAUAACCAAGAACUGAGAGACCUCUGCUGCUUUCUGGAUGAUGACAGGCAGAAAGGCAAGAAGGUGUCCCGUGAAUGGCAGAGACUGGGCAGAUACAGUGCUAGUGUUAUGCACAAAGAGGUUGCCUUAUACUUACAGAAGCUGAAAGAACUGGAAGUGAGACAAGAAGAAGUGGUUAAGGAAAACCUGGAGCUGAAAGAAUUGUGUGUGUUGCUGGAUGAGGAGAAAAGUGGUGGAGCAGGCAGCCGGAGCUCUAUCGACAGCCAAAUCAGCCUGUGCCAGUUAACCACGACGAGUACUUACGUAAGAGAUGUCGGUGAUGGGAGUAGUACUUCUAGCACGGGGAGUACCGACAGUCCAGACCAUCAUAAACAUCAUCCAAGUACUAGUCCAGAACAUCUUCAAAAACCUCGGGGUGAAGGAAGCCCUGAGCAUCAGAAACACAGGAGCAUCAGCCCAGAGCACCUCCAGAAACCCAGGAGUUCUGGCAGCCCUGAUCAUCACCUGAAAGGACCAAGUCCAGAACAUCACAAAACCAUUGUCAAAGCACCUGAACAACAAAAGCACAUCAGCAGCAGCCCAGAAACUCUCCCAAAGCACGUUUUGAGUAGUAGCCCUGAACACUUUCAAAAGCAGAGGCCUGGUAGUAGCCCUGAGCAUCAAAAGCACAGCAGCGGCAGCCCAGAUCAUCUUCAAAAGCACACACCAAGUGGAAGUACAGAACAUCUCCACAAAGUGAGGGGUACGAGCCCUGAGCAUCUCAAACAACACUAUGGAGGGAGCCCAGAGCAUCUCAAACAUCUCAGUGGAGGCAGCAGAGAAGGUACCCUCAGGAGACAAGUAACAGAUGACCUGUCACCUCACCACAGAAGUAUAUACAAUGGAAUGAACGCUCACGUGCCGUACCAGUACCACCGCUACUCCGGAGCGGAGCGCUGGGAUAGCCCGUUCAGUAACUCUCCCUUCAGACCUGUGGCUAGUGCCCUUAUCUUCCGAGCAUUUAACCAGUACGAAGCGGAG
This is a messenger RNA of Tauraco erythrolophus (red-crested turaco), 1230 nucleotides long. The record is from RefSeq and is a predicted model, not a curated record. Lineage: Eukaryota; Metazoa; Chordata; Aves; Musophagiformes; Musophagidae.